UAAAAAUUUGGAUUAUUAUUAUUUCCGGUGACCAACUUCCGGUCACUUUAAUUACUAUCUCUAUGACAACUGCUUCACAAAUAAUAUUCAUUAGACACUUUAAAGAUAAUCUCGCUUAUUCGGAACUAAAAUUUUGGGAUCUGGUUGGUGACUACGUUUUGCCACACAAACAUACAAAAUUUAAAGCCAUUUUUGACGAUCGUCAACCAAAUUGGGAGGACAUCUAA
This is a messenger RNA of Cetraspora pellucida, 227 nucleotides long. Lineage: Eukaryota; Fungi; Glomeromycota; Glomeromycetes; Diversisporales; Gigasporaceae. The record is from the annotation of a GenBank genome assembly.